AUGUUUAUUUAUGCUACUAUGGGUGCAAUACACUUAUUGCAAUGUUUAAAUGUUUACGCCCUUGAUAAAUGCCCUAGUUUCUGCAGCAGAUACUCGUUUAAAUAGCCGGUGCACAUCGCUUUAUUAUCAGUUACUCGAUUAGACAAAAUUCGUAUCACUCGCCCUAGCUGAUUGCCUUCAUCAAAUUGACUGACAGUACGUAGAACGACACUAGUUGUCAAGUUGAAUACUUACGAGCAGGACGUAAACAAACAACAUUAUUGAUAAAAUACAAUAACUUGUUUGCUAGAAUCAGUGCAUAUUUUAAUACACCUUUGAGUGUGUUUUAUAUCAACUUUUUCAAAUAUGCCGAGAAAAAGAUCACUGAAGCCGGCGAAAGUAGACCCACUAACCUGCAAACCUUUAGAUAGUUACAGUGAAAUAUUGUUAUUUCUGGAGAAUCCACCACCUUGGAGGACUUUGUGCCAGGAGCUGAGACCACAUAGCGAAUACUUUAUACGAAACAUAGAAAUAAAUAGAAAUAGCAAUUAUCAAUCGCUUGAAACGCCGGAAACUUUUUGUCACUUCAAUCCGGAUGCGGAAGAGCCUAACCGCUAUCAUGGAAAGAAAUUGCGCAAGACGAUGGUCUGCCAUGACCUGGCAAACGGGUAUCACGAUGAUAGUAUGAUAGAUGGAACAGGAAAUCAUGAAGCAUACACAUUUUACAACUGGGCUGGAAUAGACAUAUUUUGUUACUUUAGUCAUCAUUUAAUCACGAUACCUCCGCUGGGCUGGAUAAAUGUUGGACAUGCACAUGGUGUUAAAGUAAUUGGCACCGUUAUCACGGAGUGGGCUGAGGGGAUCACGUUCUGGGACCAAGUGCUGGACUCGGAGCUAGAGUACCACAACCUGGCGAGCGCGCUGGUUGCUAUCGCUAAAACACUUAAGUUCGAUGGCUGGCUCCUUAACGUCGAGAAUAAGAUCGCGAACCCGGAAGUGCUGCUGGACUUCGUGCGCUACUUCCACUCGCUGCUGCACCAAGAGCUGCCGCACGCCGUGCUGGUGUGGUACGACAGCGUCACCAUACAGGGCAACCUCAACUGGCAGAACGGCCUCAACGAGAGGAACAAGGCAUUCUUCGACGCGUGCGACGGGUUCUUCACGAACUACUCGUGGACGGUGGCGGACGUGGCGUCCAGCGCGGAGGCGGCGGAGCAGCGCGUCACCGACCUCUACAUCGGCAUCGACGUCUGGGGACGGAACUUCUAUGGCGGGGGACAGUUCAACACGCAAGAGGCCAUCCGCGUGGCGCACCAGGCAGGCUGCUCGCUGGCCAUCUUCGCGCCGGCGUGGUCGUUCGAGGCGCAGACCUCGGACAAGUCUGACAACAACUACGUGACUAAGGCCGAUACCCUGGACAGCUUUGGGCAGUCCAUGCUCCGAGACAGGGCUCUCUGGGGCAGCUUUUGGCCCUUCUUAAAUACCCGCUUGCCUUGUCAAAUGCCUUUCCAAACAUCCUUCUGUAGGGGAAUGGGAAAAAAACGACGACUUUACGGAGAGACACUGAGCCCCAUGCCGUGGUUCAACCUACGCCACCAGCAGUACCAGCCCAACGCGGCGCAUGGCCCGCACGGCUACAUCCUCUCCACUGCUGACAGGAUCAUUAAGCGCAGCCUGCACUCCAAGGAUAAGAAGGGUAUCAUCAAAGAGCAGAGCGAGUUCCACACCAUGCGGCAGGAGCUGCUCGCGAUCCAGAAAGAAGAGAUGAUGUCCAACGAGAGCGAGAGGGAGGAAGACGAGGACACGGCGGACAGCGCGCACGAGGCCGAAGUCGACACUCGACCACCUGUUAAGAAUAAAAUGAAGGAUGCUCUAUUAAAUUUGUUCAAACAAAAGCCUAUUAAAAUAACUGGCGAUGAGGAGCCGCACAAAGUUACUAAGUUACCUGAUAAAGUAGAUGCACCCAGUGAACCUGUCCCGCAUCGCGUAACACAUAUUAAAGAGACACACGGCGAAGAUGCUAAAUCUGUUCAAAGCGCUGGAGAGAGAAAAAUAGAAAUAAAAUAUGAGAAAUUAGGGGAGUCGCUGGCCGGGCCCAGCAACAGCUUCACGGACCACUGGCACGGGACCUCCAUGCAGCAAAUGUCGGUGAACCUGCGGCUCGGGCACACGUCCGAGAAGACGCGCUACUGCCUGGCGCGGGUUCCGCAGGAGCGCGAGUGCCUCGAGCUGUUCCUGGACGACAGCUUCAUCGGCGGCAGCUGCCUCAAGAUCAACCCCUCCGACAAGCUGGACUCCGAACACCGCUUCACCAGGCUCUUCUACUGCGACUUCAAGUGCGAGGACACGCUCGUGUUCUGCGUGGUCACCAAGGUGCUGUCGCAGUACAUGGACCAGACGCUCAACGUGAACCUGUACAUGCGCAACGCCUCGGACGAGAGCCUGACCGUGGUGCUGACGGGCCGCAACGUGGCGCAGACCGCCAAGCUGGACGCCAGCUCCAGCGGCGUCAAGUACGUGUACCCGCUCAACAUGGCCUCCGAACAGGUCUUCCAAGAGCUGCGCACCUACCUGCUCAUCAACGAGCCCGGCUUCUACGUACCCGUAGAGAACGAUUACGACUGGGAAGUCAGGUACUACCAGGUGCGCAUCCCGGGGUCGCGCCUGAUGUCCAUCAACCUGCGCACCGGCUUGCCGCAGGGGGGGAUCCUCUUCGGCCACUUCGGUAUCUGCCACAGAAUUCAAACUUAACGUAGUGUUGUGAUGCGGCGGUCUCCUGCAGUCUCCUGCGAGAACACUUAUAACCAUUAUUUAUAGUUAGCAAACAUUAAACUUUAUUAUGUACCAUAUUUUAUAAUUAUGUCAUACAAAUAUAAAUAAAUAUUUUAUUA
Molecule: messenger RNA, 2870 nt
Organism: Trichoplusia ni (cabbage looper)
Lineage: Eukaryota; Metazoa; Arthropoda; Insecta; Lepidoptera; Noctuidae
Gene: ENGase
Exons: 9
Coding region: 346-2730 (794 amino acids)
Biological process (GO): protein deglycosylation
Cellular component (GO): cytoplasm
Molecular function (GO): mannosyl-glycoprotein endo-beta-N-acetylglucosaminidase activity
Source: RefSeq, a predicted model, not a curated record